GUUCUGCUUUGAGGAUUGUGAUGAUUGGAAAAACUGGUGUGGGCAAAAGUGCCGUUGGAAACACUAUACUGAGAGAGAAACGAUUCCAGUCUAGACCUUCUUCUACAUCAGUGACAGAAUGUUGUGCAAAAGCCACUAAAUGUUUGAAAGGCAGAGAAGUCACUGUGGUUGACACACCUGGUAUCCUUGAUACUGGAGCAUCUCCAGAAAUGAUUAAAACAGAGAUUGUGAGAUGCGUUGAGGUUUCAUGUCCUGGUCCUCAUGUCUUCCUCCUGGUGAUCCAAGUUGGUCGCUUCACUAAAGAGGAGAAAAAUGCCGUAAAAGGUCUGCAGGAGCUGUUUGGUAAAAAGGCAAACCAGUACAUGAUUGUGCUGUUCACUCGAGGCGGUGACCUUGGAGGCACAAGCAUCCAGCAGUAUGUCUACGAGGGGCACAGGGAUCUUCAAGGCCUCAUCCAAAGCUGUGGAAGCAGGUUCCAUGUGUUUGAAAACACCAGCAAAGACAGAAGCCAGGUCAGAGAGCUGUUCAAGAAGAUUGAUGACAUGGUGGCAGCCAACGGAGGAAAUUUCUACACAAAUGAGAUGUACCGAGAAAUAGUGCAU
Messenger RNA from Poecilia reticulata (guppy), 602 nucleotides. The record is from RefSeq and is a predicted model, not a curated record. NCBI's taxonomy places the organism in Eukaryota, Metazoa, Chordata, Actinopteri, Cyprinodontiformes, Poeciliidae.